Exophiala spinifera is the source of this 2028-nucleotide messenger RNA. RefSeq lists its product as uncharacterized. The transcript is spliced from 4 exons. Gene Ontology annotation, cellular component: cytoplasm; centrosome; nucleus. Gene Ontology annotation, molecular function: protein kinase activity; ATP binding. The record is from RefSeq and is a predicted model, not a curated record. Gene Ontology annotation, biological process: chromosome segregation; protein phosphorylation. Bases 1 to 2028 code for a protein of 675 amino acids. NCBI's taxonomy places the organism in Eukaryota, Fungi, Ascomycota, Eurotiomycetes, Chaetothyriales, Herpotrichiellaceae.
AUGCGCUGGCGCCGAAUAGCCCCACCUGCUAAUCAGCUAGAGACUCCUGAUUUGAAUGAGGCUGGAUACCUCGUCCCAAACUCGGCGCGAAGCCGAAACGAGCGACAAUUAUACAGGCGAGACUGGUUAGCUUCACGAAUCAGACGAGGAGCUUUUGGAAGCCGCAAGGUUGACAGGCAUUUCAUGUUGAGAUACCUCUUUUUUGAGGAGGAAAACGACGACGACGAAGAAUGGGGGCCGGUCAGAAUGCUUGGGUCCGGUUCUUACGGAAACGUCGGACUUUGGCAGAAGCGAAACGGCGCAAAUCAGAUUUUGGAUGAACUGGCUCUCAAAGAGGAUGUCAUGAAAAGGAUACGACGCUGGAGAGAAGUUGAGGAUCCCGGCUUCGAGCGACUGCUCAAGGAAGUCGUAAUUCAAAAGGAUCUCAACUUCAAGAACGAGGGUGUGGCACCACAUGUGCGAGGCUACAAGUUUAUGAUGGAAAGGUCUGAUCGCCGCCGAGGAAGAUACCGUACGUAUCUCGAAUAUUGCGGCCACGGGACUCUGGGACGGCUGUGGCGCCUCUAUCGCGCCUGGGAUACCCACCUCCCCGAGGUGUAUCUGUGGUAUGUCUUUCACCAGCUGGCGACGUCCUGCGAGGCGCUGCGCGAUCCACCCGCAGAGGACAGUCUGGCCUGGCCGUCUAGCGUAGCCUUGGAGGAUCGCGGUGACGGAUUCUGCCUUCACCUGGACAUCAAACCAGCAAACGUUCUUCUGGAUUACGCCCCCGAGGAUCCCGCAGAGCACGACUUUCCCCAGACAAGGCUGGGAGACUAUGGGCUUGCAACUUACACCAGUAACGACGAUCCAAACAACCCUUCCAGCUACUGGUGGCGCCGAACAGCGCAAUACGCACCUCCUGAACAAAUUUCUUACGGAGUCCAUUGGACCAUCCCCCCAACAGGAGGCAUGACAAGGGUGUUUGACUUGAAAGGCCGUCGACUCGACUACAAGCAGGCAAAGUUGUUGCAAAAGGACCAGUCUAAUGGUCCUGGCGAGGACGAUGAUGUGAUCUUCGACCAUGCAGUGAAUAUCUACGGGGUCGGCGCAACAAUGCACACUCUACUCACGCUCCGCGGCCAAGAAGACAUCCGACACACCCGUGCUCGCACCACGCAGGCAUUCAAACGGAACGGCAACCACCAGCUCUCGGGCGUCAAAACAAAAAAACCAGGUGUGUACAGUAGCCGUCUCCGGCGCUUGGUGCAUCGCUGUCUUGACCCCCAUCCUGCCGGACGGCCAACACAGUUCGAACUACUCGAUGAGACACGUCUUGGUCUCCGUCUCGCCGAACGCAGACUGCGCAAAGCGCGUCGACAAGCCCGAGCUACCCGUGACCCCAAUGCCGCGGGAGGCGCCGAUCAGAACGAAUAUAAUGACGAUGAUGAUGAUGAUGAUGAUGAUGAUGAUGAUGUCCCAGAGCACUCGGAGAAGGUGUUUUUUCAGGGCCACGAAAUCAACGACAUGCCCCUCGGAGACGCCCACUUCGGUCCCAAGGCCAGCGAGAUCAGGUACCUGUUGACGGGGGAUUUUGUCAACCCUGACGUCCGCAGAAUCAAACUCCCCAAGGAAAAGUAUGGUCACUUGCCGCCGAAUUGGUUUGAGCCGGAAAACAAUUGGAAAACGCUCUACGACGAGUCUGCCAGUGGAAGACAAUGGUUCAAAGACCCCCUUCCACAACAACAACAACAACAACACCGGCAGCAGCAGAACCAAAACCAAAACCAAAACCAGAAUCAACAACAGCCGUCUCCUCCUCCUCCUCAACAGGGAUUACAACCAAUGCGUCCACUGCUGCCCAUCCCUGCUCAUUUGUUGGCUCGGCCUCCACCGCGCAUGAACCGCAGAUAUCCCCUCGGAGAUCCGAGAAAUCUACAACAGCAACCGCAACAACGGCAACCACAACAGCAGCAACCCCUGCGACCGCUGCGACCGCGGCGUCAGACUAGGCCACAGGCCAGACAACAGGCUCAGCAACGUCAGCAGUAG